GCUUGCGAAGCGGGGCGGGGGGAGCAGCGCGGGGCGAGUGCGCAUGUGCACAUCUCCAUGGAGAGAAAAGGGGGCAAGAGCGCAAGAGGGAGAAAGGGGGACACGCAGGGCUUGGAAACCGAGGCUUUGAAGUGAGACGCACGGGGGAAAUCCACGACCUGCUCUUCUGAUGCAUAACGGAGCAAGGAGAUGAAGGGACAGCAGAAAGCAGCUGAGACUGAAGAGGGCACUGUGCAGAUCCAGGAAGGUGCAGUGGCCACAGGCGAGGAUCCCACCAGUGUGGCCAUUGCCAGCAUCCAGUCUGCAGCCACCUUCCCCGACCCCAACAUCAAGUACGUCUUCCGCACCGAGAAUGGUGGGACUCAGGUGAUGUACAGGGUGAUACAGGUGGCCGAGGGGCAGCUGGAUGGGCAGACCGAAGGCACCGGUGCCAUCAGUGGCUACCCAGCAACACAGUCGAUGACACAGGCUGUUAUUCAGGGCGCGUUUACCAGCGAGGAUGCCGUCGAGACUGAAGCCACAGGCACAGAGACCCACUACACGUACUUCCCCACCACGGCUGUGGCUGACACCAGCACUUCUGCUGGUGCGGGGACGACAGCCACAGCCGUGGUGACCACCCAGAACUCAGAGGCCCUCCUGGGGCAGGCCACACCCACUGGUACAGGGCAGUUCUUUGUGAUGAUGUCGCCACAGGAGGUUCUACAGAGCGGGGCUCAGAGGUCCAUCGCGCCCAGGACCCACCCGUAUUCCCCGAAGUCAGAGACACCCCGGACGACCCGGGAUGAGAAGCGCCGAGCACAACACAACGAAGUGGAGCGCCGGCGCAGGGACAAGAUCAACAACUGGAUAGUGCAGCUGUCCAAGAUCAUCCCCGACUGCUCCAUGGAGAACACCAAGUCGGGACAGCCCCCCGCAUCUCUCUCUUCCCAGAGCAAGGGUGGGAUCCUGUCCAAAGCCUGCGACUACAUCCAGGAGCUGCGACAGAGCAACCACCGCCUCUCUGAGGAACUGCAGGGCCUUGACCAGCUCCAGAUGGACAAUGAGGUCUUGCGGCAGCAGGUGGAAGAUCUCAAGAACAAGAACCUCAUCCUGCGUGCGCAGCUGCGCCAGCACGGGGUGGAGAUCAUCAUCAAGAACGACACCCACUGACUGGCAUGGGGGCGGGGGUGAGGGCCAGGGCGGCACUGGCUCGGGAACCUGGGGGCUGCUGGGCCCAUGGUCCUCCUGUCCUGCCCAUGGGCCCACCCGCCCGAGGCAGCUCCCUCCUGCUGACGCUUCUGAAUCGCAGCCCCUCGCUCUUGUACAGCCCCGAGCGAGGCUGGCUCAGGGUCUGGAGGUUGACCCAGUCCCCAGUGCCACCUCCCCCAGUGCUCCCUGCCAGCCCGGGCUUGAGUCCACUUGCUCUCCGGAGCUGCCCGAAUAAAGAAGCUGGCGUUGCUCCCAGAAGUGUUCUGAUUUGUGUAAGACAAGGAGCCCUCCCAGCCCACUUCCCUUCCUGUCUGGCUCCAUUGCCCUUGUGCCUACGUGUGGCACUCACUUGUGCAGACGUCGGCUCACAGGGGCGCAGCUGCCCCUUGGGCUGUGCACACUCACGGGUGCCUGUGCACCCCAGUAUUACACGUUCAGCACCUUGCACGCGCUUGUGCACGUGGUCUCAGCCUGGCACUGUAGCUCUCCCCCUGUGCACACAUGCCCACUUCCCCCUGCCCUCCCCAGCACCUGCUGUCAUGGCCCAAGCUCAUGGUCACGUAUGCAGCCUGAUGCUGCCCUUCAGGCUUGUUAUCACCCUGGGAUGGCUGGAUCCUCUGGGCCCAGCUCCUUCUUCCUGCCACCCCCCACCUAGGGAGCUAGCCAGCUGCUUGGGCACGGCAGCUGGUCUCCUUCACCCCCCAUCUCUCACCAUCACCCGUGGGUUGUGAGCCUGACUUGGCACCGUCACACCCGUGGCCUGUGUGCCUGCUGCCCUGCCCAGCCUCCACUCACCAAGCAGGGAGAUGGUGGGCAACAGCAUGGGCAUCACCCUCCCCCACCCCCAGGCUGGUACCGCCUGGCUCUGCAGCCAUCAGACUUUUUUUAAUUCUCCGAAUUGAAGCAGCAGAAUCAAUAAAGCUAGUGAUUUUGGGUUUUUCCA
This is a messenger RNA of Alligator mississippiensis (American alligator), 2134 nucleotides long. It is a transcript of the gene USF1, whose product is annotated as upstream transcription factor 1. Gene Ontology annotation, biological process: regulation of transcription by RNA polymerase II. NCBI's taxonomy places the organism in Eukaryota, Metazoa, Chordata, Crocodylia, Alligatoridae. The record is from RefSeq and is a predicted model, not a curated record. Bases 190 to 1152 code for a protein of 320 amino acids. The transcript has 11 exons. Gene Ontology annotation, molecular function: protein dimerization activity; RNA polymerase II cis-regulatory region sequence-specific DNA binding; DNA-binding transcription factor activity, RNA polymerase II-specific.